AUGUUACCAGACGCACUCUUAACCAACCAGUGGAGAUGCGAUUUGCGCGUGGUGCUGGGUGUUGCGAGCCCCCCAAGCGGUUCGGAACGGCCAUCCAUGGUGGUGGCGAUGGCCAAGUCCUUGGCAUGGGACUACUUGAUGGUCAAGCAAACGUUUCUCAGCGACUUGUCCAACGAGCACUUGUGCGUGUUCACGAACCCCAUGGUUCUCAUGCGUACGCCCGCCAAGCGAUAUUCGCUCCGCGUCGUCGGGUCUCUCCGCAAGUACUAUCUCGGCAUCACGUUCACGCAGUACUGCUGGGUCUAUUUCACCCGAUCGUUUGAAGUGGCCCACACUGCCAAACGCCAAACGCUGUGCCAGUAUGCAGGGGGGAUCAAUUCAUCCAUAUACAUGUCUGCAAUCCAAGCGACCAUCUUCGACGCGCUCUAUAAAUCCGAAUCUAGUCGUGCGUGGGUGUUUCAGGCCUUGUACGACCAUCAGUGGGGCUCGGUCGCUAACGAUGUUGCCGUGUGGCAGGCCCAUGGACUCACGUCAUUUGACUCGUUUGGGCACAACGACGCAUGCCAGGUGCAAAAACCGUUCAAAGUCAAGUUGCAGCCCAACAGCAUCCUCUUUGCAUUUCUCGCCCGUCCUCCCCGUCGUUCAUGCACGGCAACAAUUCAAUUCACGCAAGGUCAAUUUCGUGCGUUUCUGCAUCCUGCCAUGAACGCCAUUGAAAUCGAGGCUGCGGUCGUCGCAUUUGACCCUUCUCGAAGGUCACUUUACACUGUUGCCAUUCUCGAAGGAGAAGCCACAUGGAUCACGUUUGUAUUACAUGAUCUGUUUGUGCCGUUUAUCUCAACCAACGAAAUGAGCUUGCUGCACGUUGAUCACGUGGGUGGGGCUGACAGCAUACGAAGUUCCAGCCUCGACGCAAUGUGCCAAAGCGGCAACGUUCAGAUCGGAAGCCCUGGUCAGCUUGGGACGUUGUUGACCAUCCAAUGCACAUUGUGUCGAUAUUUUGUCGUGGGCUACAUCUGGCUGCUUCGUUUAACCAGCAGCAGUCCCCUCGCCGACGCCCCCAGUCUUCUUUUACCAGCGACGGCCGUCGCGCAGAUGCCGUCGCUUUUGUGGAUGAUAUAUCACCCGCUGCGUCACGAACGUGGCUCGUACACGUUUGCAUCCACGAUCUUUCAGCAGCCAACCAAAGGGGACGAUGCACCCCUGGAGAAUGAGUCCACCGUUCGUCGUCGUCGCCGCCUUCGCCUGCGCGCGAAUUUUCAAACGAUUACCUAUGGACAUCGUUUGACGUACGUGGCCAACUGGUACAACAACAACCUCCAAAUGACAACGGCCUUGUCGCUGCAACUGACGUCGAGAGCCUUUGGCGACCUCUCGCUUCCGUACAACUCGUCGGAGCCGCCAAUGUUGAUGGCGCCGCUGUACGUGUCGUCCAUUCGCAUCAAUACGCUGACCAACGUUGUUCAAAGUUUGCGUCGAAUGGAUGGCUGUGCGCUGCCGUGGAACCAUUCGCCCUAUUGCUAUGUGGAUUUCAAUCGACGGUGGGAGAUGGCCGCCACAAGUGCGCGUCAGGAAUACUUGGGCGCCCCGGUCGUGUCUGGCUUUGACAGCAUGCCAUCCGCAUGGGAUACCUAUGACGUGGUGGCGGGCAACACUCUUUGCGGUGUGGGGAAAGGUAACCUCCAGACAGGGCGCUGCUUUCGCUCUUUUCGAUUGAAGGGUCGUGUGGCUCAACGGGGCGCAUUUGCUCCUACCGCUUGUGGCGUGGAUCAUGCGAGAUCCAUCCCUUAUCAAUCUCACGAUUCUUACCGACUGUUCACCAGGUCGUACACGCCACGGUAUGCGUCGAAAAGCAGCUCCGCGGCGUGGGAGGUGGCCAUCAUGUGGACGUUUGUCCUGCCAGCGACCCAUCGAGUGUCGAUCCAUCGGGUGUGCGAAGUGGCGGCGUUGGACUUCAGGUCGUGUGCCAUGCCGAAACCUUGUACGUACAUUGGUCAGUUCAGUCGGUUUGUGGGCUUGAUUGCGGCGGCGGUGGCCAUGACCAUGUUAUGCUAUCCAUUUGAACGCUUGUGA
Messenger RNA from Aphanomyces astaci, 2073 nucleotides. RefSeq lists its product as hypothetical. Lineage: Eukaryota; Oomycota; Saprolegniomycetes; Saprolegniales; Verrucalvaceae. The record is from RefSeq and is a predicted model, not a curated record. The transcript has 10 exons. The coding region runs from base 1 to 2073 and encodes 690 amino acids.